Colletotrichum chrysophilum is the source of this 9132-nucleotide messenger RNA. Its product is annotated as NRPS. The coding region runs from base 1 to 9132 and encodes 3043 amino acids. Gene Ontology annotation, cellular component: cytoplasm. Gene Ontology annotation, biological process: secondary metabolite biosynthetic process; amino acid activation for nonribosomal peptide biosynthetic process. Gene Ontology annotation, molecular function: phosphopantetheine binding; catalytic activity. The transcript is spliced from 2 exons. Lineage: Eukaryota; Fungi; Ascomycota; Sordariomycetes; Glomerellales; Glomerellaceae. The record is from RefSeq and is a predicted model, not a curated record.
AUGUUUGACUUCCACGUCAUGUUUGACUUCCACGUUAUGGAGUUCCUUAUGGACGACACCUGGAGCAUCUAUCAGGGCAUCGCGCCGCCGAUACAUGCCCCGUUCAAGGACUUUGUUGAACACUGCGCCGCCAUCAACUCCAAGGAAGCCGCCGCCUUCUGGAAAGGUCGCUUCAAGAAUGCGUUAAUGCCGGCCUACAUAGAAGCCGCCUGGGCCAUGACUGCCUCGGACUACACCAGCAACGACAGCGUCGCCUUCGGUUGCAUAUUGUCAGGACGUGGCUCAGGCCAGCCUGGCGGUGCAGAGACGACCUUCGGGCCUACCAUCACCACCGUCCCCGUGCAAGUUGAUCUGCGGCGGAACAUGACCAUCCAGCAGCUUGUCAAGGGACGGGUUGCCUCGAGGCGAGAGUUGUCUACGAGUCCCUUCUUACAGUACGGCCUCAGGAGAAUCCGCAAUAUCAGCGGCGACGCCCAGCAGGCGUCAAGCUUCCAGAGCGUGCUCAACAUCGUGCACCGCGCGCACACGGCAGGACUCGGCACGUCGGGCUUGAGCCUUGAUGCAUCGCACACCGAGGAGCCGCCCAAGCCGUACGGUCUUCUCCUUAUCUGUGCCCCGGGCGAGAAGCAGAUUUCAGUCAAGACGCUCUUUGACCCGGCCGUCCUUGCUCGGGAGCAGGUACACAGGAUACUGCGGCAGUUUGAGCACCGCCUCAGACAGCUUGUCACCUCUUCCCCGUCAACGCCGCUGAAGCGGCUGCCCUGCCUCAACUUUGGCGACACGUUAGAGCUCAUGGACUGGAACAGUCGAGGGUUCGCAACAGGUGCGCCUGUGGAUUUGUGUCUUCACAGUCGUGUCUUUGCCAGGGCUGCGGAGCAACCCAAUGCGCUGGCUGUCAAAUCCUGGGACGGCGAAGUAACGUACGCUGAACUGGUAACUAUGGUCGACAACCUCGCGCACGAGAUCUUGGCUGCCCGGCAGGGAGAGAUCACUGCCGAAGAGCCAAUAUGCGUAAUGCUCGGUAGAUCCCUGUCUCUGGUAGUAUCUCUGCUGGCCGUCAUGAGAACUGGAGGGACUUGUGUGCCCAUCGACCCGAACCUCCCCGAUGGCCGCAAGGAAACCAUCUUGCGGCAGUGCAGGGCUCAAUUGAUUCUGACCUCGUCCGAUUCUCUUCGUCAAGAGUUUCAAAAGGAUCACAUCACACACGCCGUUGUCCUCAAUCGGACCAAGGAUAAGACCAGGGUUCCUGGGUUCCCAGCCGACAUGGAUGUCAAUACCCCUUCGUCGAGGGCCGCAUACAUCUUGUUCACCAGCGGCAGCACGGGUCAUCCCAAGGGAGUUGUCCUAGAGCACCGAUUACUUGCGUCUUCCCUUACCGCUUGGGCGGACGUGUUGGGCUGGAGCAGGAACUCGACGGUUCUGCAGUUUUCAGUUCCAGCUUGGGACGCGUGCGCGCUCGAGAUCUUCGGCUCGCUCCUCGCUGGCGCGUGUUUGUGCAUCCCGUCAAAUCUAGACCGGGAGUCUGGCUUGGGAGUCUACAUCAGGUCCGCCCAGGUCAACUCUGCCAUCCUGACCCCGACAGCCUUGCGCAACCUCGCGCCGGAGGACGUGCUUCCCAGUCUCCAGACGCUUGUCUCUUGCGGUGAGCCCAUCACUCGAAGAAUCUUUGAGACUUGGAGCGACAAACUGCGGCUCUUCAACGCAUGGGGGCCCUGCGAGGGUUCAGUCGUCGCAUCCAUGGGACACCUCGCACCUGAUGCUCGUUAUCCUGACACAAUCGGAACGCCGGUAGGCUGCGCCGUGUGGAUCGUAGACCCGGAAGACGCCAGUCGACUUCUACCCAUCGGUGCCAUGGGUGAGAUGCUCAUCGACGGACCAGGCGUGGCGCGAGAGUACUAUCUGGCGCCCGAGCUGACCAAAAGCUCCUUCAUCAAACCCCCCUCCUUUGUGCCCAAACGGCAGAGUAGCCUUGGCUCCUCCUCCCAUCAUCUGUACCGGACCGGUGAUCUGGCCCGAUACAAUGCGGACGGCACCAUCGCCUUCGGCGGCCGACGAGACAACCAGGUCAAGGUUCGUGGCCAGCGUUUUGAGCUGGGUGAAGUCGAAUCCGUCCUAUCCAGUCACCAACGUGUCUCCAAAGUUGUGGUGACUACACAUCAGGCUCGCAACGGGUCUGCAAACAAAGACCUCGUCGCUGUUAUCAUACUCGACGACCAGCAUCUUGCGCGCCAUGAUAACGGUGCCAGUGAGUCUGGAAAGAUGAACAGAAUCCGUCUCGACGGUGAGAGCCGCAAUCAGCUGCAAGCUAUCCGAGAGUUUGCCGAGGGCUGUCUUCCAACGUUCAUGGUGCCCACCGCAUGGCUGGUUGUCAGCGACUUCCCACUCACUCCGUCCAGGAAGGUCGAUCGUAUCAAGAUCCAAGCCUUUCUGGAUACCAUCGACAUGUCGACCGCCCGCGCUGACGCUUUCCGAUCAAACCCCCAGGUAAAUUCGUCCCGGGCGGUAGACGAUGACCACCAAGUCCUCACGCCCCCGGUAAGUCCGGCCGAGGUGGCUCUACAGCUGGCGUGGUCAUCCGUGUUGGGGAUCGACCCGUCAAACAUUGGCCGGGAAAGCUCGCUCAUGCAGCUCGGAGGAGACUCCAUCACAGCCAUGCAAGUCGCGACGCGCUGUCGAAAGCAAGGCUUCCAGAUCGCAGUGGCCGAUCUGCUGCGCAAGCCCACCCUCGCGGAAGCCGCCAGGGAAGUCCAGCGGACUGCGCAAGAGACGCACUCCACGGCCAUACCAGUAAUGGAUGUGGUCGAGCAGUCUCAGCACCGCCCGUUGUCUGCCAUCCAGAAGUUCCUUGUUGAGGAUGGCGGCCCGGCCGCGCACAACCAGUUCAAUCAGGCAUUCCUGCUGGAUCUUCACCUGAGCAUGGCGGUAGCGGCGACGCCCACUCGCAUCCAGAAGGCUCUCGGCAAGCUCGUUGCGUAUCAUCCGAUGCUGAGAUGCCGCUUCUCCCGUGUUGAGGACGACCAGGGUAACAGUACUCUGACCCAGUGGAUUGCUCCCUGUGAACAACACCAAGACGGCGAAGCUACUUGGGGUUUCCGCGCACACCGCGAUGUUGACUCGCAAGCCGAUCUUGCGGCCAUCGUAUCCAGCUCUCAGUCGAGUCUCAACAUCGUUCAAGGGCCUGUCUUCGCUGCCGAUGUCAUUGUCAGUUCGCAAGGAAAGGUUUCGAUACUCCUAGUCGCGCACCACCUCGUUAUCGAUCUGAUGUCGUGGAGAAUUCUAUGGGAGGAUCUCGAGCUUAUCCUACAGGACGAUGCUUGCGUCCUGCCCCCAAGUCUUCCUUUCCCGGUCUGGUUACAAAGCCAACGCGACAUGCUGAAAAGCGGCAACUCAUCUUCCUUGUCAUCCUCCAAAGCGUCAUCGGUGUUCUCAUCGUCAUCGCCCUCGCCAGAUUCGGCAUCAUCGCUCUCGCGGGUCUCUUCGCCACCGCCGUCUCCGUGGCCCAAGGCUGACCGUCUUUUCUGGGAAAUGCACAACGUAACACCCAAGAUGAAAGAUACGCUGCGGAUGAGUUACACCCUGGAUCAGGAGCAGACGGCUCAAAUCAUGGGACCGGCUUGCAACUUGCCCUUAAAUACGACCCCAGUUGUUCUCCUGCUAGCGGCCGUCGUAUUGUCCUUCCGACGCGUGUUUCCCGAUCGAGGCGCCCCUGCGGUCUAUUGUGAAAGUCACGGCAGAGACAAAGGUUUCGCGAACAAGUCAGUUGAUACUUCACGCACCAUCGGCUGGUUCACCACCCUGUUUCCCCUGUCCUUGCAGGCUAUGGAAGCGGACAGCCGUGUUGAUGACGCAGUCAUGGUCAUCAAGGACGAAUACCUAGACACCUUACGGACAGCUACAGAGCAGUUCGCUUCGGAGGUACUUGGCGGGCAAAAGUCAUUCAAGAGAAGCGAUAUCGAGUUGAUUUUCAACUUUGCCGGCCGCCUGCAGCAAUUCACACGAGACGACGCUCUCCUGAAAAUUCGCACUGAUGGGCCCCCAGUCCACCUCGAAAAUGUCACGGGAGACUCUGAGCCGGUCGGUCUUUUGAGUCUUUUUGCCUCCGUCGGUGAGAACAACGAGCUCACGUUCACUCUUGAAUACGAUCGCCACAUGGCCCACCAAGACCGCGUUGCCCGUUGGAUACAACAGGAGCUGGGCAACUGCGUCCGCGAGAUGACAUCUACGCUUCCCGGAAGCCAGCGCCGCUUGACAGCCAGUGACUUACCACUUUUGAAGUUGGCAUCGGGAAGUCUUGAGCAUCUUCAUUCCCAGUUGGCGGGUCUACAAAUUGCCCAGGACAAUGUCGAGUCAAUUUAUCCGUGCACUGCGACACAGGAGGGCAUCCUUCUUGCCCAGAUCAGCGGACACGACUACCACAACCGCUUCUUAUCGAGGCUCACCUCGUCUGACGGCGAGAUCGAUCCGGAUAGGAUAGCAGAUGCCUGGAAAGCCGUCUGCAAGAAGCACUCUAUCCUGCGAACCGUCUUCACUAACGGCCUCUCGGACCAAGGCGGCUUUCAGCAAGUCGUUCCCAAAGAGCAUGAGCCAUCUGUUUCAAUUGAGCAGAUGCCGGCGGAUGGUUCGACAAUCAUACAGGUGUUGGCGUUGCAAGAGAAGCGGGCCUUGGACCCCAAGAAGCCACCCCAUCACUUAUCUCUCUUUCGCGAAUCAGCUUCUGUGGUAUACGCCGCCUUGGACAUCAGCCAUACAAUAGUUGCUGCGAGAACAUACCAGGACUUAUGGAGGAACGUCGGGAGGGAAUACUCACGAGCAGACAGGGGUAGCCGUGUCGCUGUCACCCCGGGCAGGCCCUUCUCAGACUACGUCGUCUGGCUGCAAGGUCAGGAACAGGAGGCACGCCAGCACUGGAAAGAGUAUCUAGAAGGCGUCAAGCCAUGCGUACUCCCUCUAGACCCGUCCGCUGCUUCGGACUAUCGUGCCUGGGGGCCCAUUGUCCCCUUCAACGAUGCUCGUCUGUUGAAUAGCUUCUGCAAAGGCCAGGGCAUCACGAGCGCCAUGGUCAUGCAGGCUGCGUGGGCUCUGGUGUUGUGGAAGCACACUGGCAACUCGACGGUUUGCUUUGUAGCUUCUCGAUCUGACCAAGAGGUACUGGCAGGCGUCGAUGACACGGCAGAGCUCCUAGGGCCCUGCAUCUCCAUGCUGCCUUGCAAGUUUUCCCUCGACAAUCCCGCCGCAAUGACUGCGAUGGAUGUGCUCCAUGCAGCUAAAACCGCCGCCUCCAGCGCGAUGAGCUAUUCGGGCUGCUACCUGGCAGAGCUGCACGAUGACCUGGGCCUGAGAGACUCGCCCUUAUUCGACACGGCCAUGACCGUCCAGCGUGCCUGGCCAGCAGACCUGGGCGGCGACGGCGGUCAUCUGGCAGUUGAGACGAUGGAUGGCGAAGAUCCGACCGAGUUCUCCAUCGUCGUUGGAGUUUCUUACUCGGACAGUGGACUCAUGAUUCGACUGGCACACGAACGUGCCCACGUUUCUGACCAGCUGGUCGGGCGCAUCGCGGACACCUUUGCGAGGGCCAUCGAAUACAUGAUCCAAACACCGCAUGAGCCCCUAGUCCAUCUUGACGAGCAUUCCUCUUUGCCAGCUGGGUCUCUAGAUCUCCUGAAGCAAUGGAAUGCAGAACCCCCAGCCGCGGCAGCGUAUUCAAAUGUCGUCAGCGCCUUCCAGGCCAUGGCCCGCUCGCAAGGAUCUGCCCCCGCUGUCUGCUCAUGGGACGGUGAUCUGACUUACAGCGAGCUGGAUCGUCUAUCCGAUCGCCUGGCGUACAAGCUUCAGAUCGAGCACGGCGUCCGAAGCCAGAGCGUGGUUGCCUUCUGCUGCAUCAAGGCAACGAGCGCCGUCAUCAUCAUGCUGGCCGUGUGGAAAGCUGGCGGCGCCUUCUUGGCGUUGGAUAUCAACCACCCACCGGAACGUCGAACGGCCAUUUUGAGAGAGACGGAAGCCACAUUGAUUCUCGUCAACGCACCCGAACGUGUUUCUACAAUGAAAAGCUGCUUUCCCGGCGGCGCCGUUGACCUCGUGGAUUUGACGGCCCUCGAAAGUUUCACACCAGACAAUUCCGCCAUCAUCGAUGAGUUGAGGUCCUUCACGAUCGAUCCACACCACGCCGGCUAUCUCGUGUACACAUCUGGAAGCACGGGGCGACCCAAAGGCAUUGUGCUCGAACACAAAGGCAUCGCUACAACCGCCCAGGAGAUACCGCGCAUCAUGGGUGUCACAUCGCAAAGCCGCAUUCUGCAGCUGAACAACUUGGUCUUCGACUUCGGUCUCCUAGACAUCAUAUUUGCCCUGUACAACGGAGCCUGUGUGUGUAUGCCGUCCGACGCGGAAGCGUCCGGUGAUAUCGCCGGUGCGAUACGACGCACCGGCGCCAACUAUGUGCAAUGCACGCCGACGUAUGCCACAUUGUUCAGCCCGCAAGACUCCCCGAGCGUACGAGCGGUGGUCUUGGGCGGCGAGGCUCUCAGGCAGGAGAACCUGGAAACCUGGGCCUCUCACGCUCGCGUCAUGGACGUGUACGGCCCAGCCGAGGUGGGUAUCUCGAGCGGCAGACCUGUUGCCGUUAGCGAGAGCGGCGCCAUCAUCCAGGACAUUGGUCUUCCCGUUGGCUGCCGAUACUGGGUUGUCGACCCGCAAGAUCACGAUGAGCUGGUCCCCGUGGGAACCACCGGUGAGCUCCUCAUCGAAGGACCUAUCGUGGCCCGCGGCUACGUGAACAGCCCCCAGGCAAUGGCUGCUGCCUUCAUUGAUGCGCCUGCGUGGACACGGCAUCCCGACCUUGCGCAUAUGGGACUCGGCCAGCGUCGCUUCUACAAGACGGGAGAUCUCGUCACGCAGAAAGCGGCAGACUCUUUUGUCUACGAGAGCCGGAAGGACACCCAGGUCAAGAUCAGAGGCCAGAGGAUCGAGAUGGGCGAGAUCGAAUACCACCUCAAUCGACAGACGACAGGAGACACUAAAUGGGUCGUCGACGCCUUUCUUGAAGGCGCAGGCCAAGAGAAAACUUUAGCUGCGUUUUGCCAAGUGUCGAGCAGAGAUGCCGCAACCCUUCCGGCGUCAGGGCUCGGCGACAACGUCCUCGCAGCCAUGCCUAAGGCGGCCGAGGCAGCCGCAGCAGCCCUUCCACAAGUGUUGCCGUCUUAUAUGGUGCCGGAAAUCUUCAUUCCUUUGCGAAAAUUCCCGGUAGUUGGGCCGAUGAAGACGGACCGUAAAGCUCUGCGCACGAUGGCGAGUGGCUUUUCUGCAUCCGAUAAACUUUCUUACCGUCUUGACGGACGGCAGCAAGACGUCAAUGUCCUGACACAGCCGAACGCUGCUUCUGGUGGAGAGCUGACAGAUCUCGAGCUGUUGCUGCAGCGCACGUGGGCUGCUUUGCUCGGUCUUCCGCCCCAGUCGAUCAGGCCCCAAGAUGACUUCUUCGUCCUCGGAGGCAACUCCAUCCGGGCCAUGCGUCUUGUGACAGCCCUGAGGAAGUCAAGGCACCGUCUCGGCGUCGUUGAUGUCUUCAAGCAUCCGACCCUAGCAGAGAUGGCGAUGAAGAUUGGCCAGCUUGCAGGUGACCGCAAGGCCGGUGUCUCGCAGAGGUCCGCCUCUGUGCGGCCGCGUGAUUUCCCACAUCUCGGCUUUCUGGCCAAGAAGAGAACGUGGUUGGACUCAUCAAAUAUCGAGGGUGUCUCUUUGGCAACAGAUCUCCAAGCGCUCAUGCUCGCCAUAGAGCAUGUUCCAGACUGCGGUACUAUGGUUGCAACUGUUACGCUUGAGCCUCUCAGCGGGAAUAAUCAUCAGAGCCUGGACCUUGCUAAGCUGCGAGAAGCUUGCGAGCAGGUCAUCCGCCACCAUGGCAUCCUGAGAACAGUCUUCAUCCAGAAUAAGCAGUCCCUGUUGCAGGUGACGCUGCGGAACCCGCCGGUGGAGCAGAUUCACGUGCUACGUGCAGGUGAAACGAGCCAGCACCGAGUCUCGGUAUCGUCGGAUAUGCUUGAUAUCCUGCCUCACUUUGACCUGCACAGCGACGAUAGCGGGUUGCUCUGCACCCGCCUCAAGCUGUCCAUCCAUCACGCUCACUACGACGCCGUCUCCCUGGGUCACCUCUUGGGAGAUCUGAAAACUGUCUAUGCCGGAACGGCCAUCGUAACGAGGCAUCCAAGCUUCCAUGAGUGGUCUUCGUACGUUGCCAAGGCUGACGGGGUAGUCGAAGGGCAAGAUUUCUGGAGAAAGUUGCUGAAUGGUUCCAUGUCUCACCCCUUGGCACCUAGGGGCAACACGAGGCAGCAAAAACGAUUGUCAGAUUCACAUCAAAACCAACACCUUGCGUCAUUCAAGGUGCCGACCGCGAAUCUUGCAAGCCCCAACGAAACUCCCGCAACGGUCUUGAAGGCCGCGUGGUCCUGUGUUCUCUCUCAGGUGCUCGAAAGCCCUGACAUCGUCUUCGGCUUUGUGAGUGCUAACCGCUUCUCCGGCACAUUUCCUCGCGGUAGCGCGGAGCAGGUGGCUGGGCCGUGUAUCAACCUGGUGCCUAUGCGAGCUUCCAUGGGCGAUGGCACCAAGUCCAUGACGUCUCUCGUCACGGAGCUGCAAGACCAGCACAACCAAACCCUCCCGUAUCAACAUGUCGGAUUCCGUUCUAUCGUAAAGCACUGCACGCAGUGGCCGACGAGCCGGUUUAACUCGGCUAUUCUAUUCCAAAACCACGAGUCAAUGGGCGAUAGCAUCAGGCUAGGAGAUACCGAGUGCGCAAUUAUCGGAGUUGGGCAAGGCGCAGACUCGGCUGACGUCUGGAUCUCGGCGGUUCCGGGGAUGGAUCAAACGCUCAGCAUUGAACUGAGGUUUUCACCGGUUAGGGUGCCGGUAGGGCUGUGCCAAUGGAUCUCUGGCUACUUCGAGAGCCUGUUGAACAAUCUAUCGGGGUCGUGGGAAAGGAUAAUACUUGACAUCCAUGAGGACGUUUUGCGCGCGUCCGGGCCCAACCCGUUGUCUCCUAUUCGGUACGAUAGAGACACAGCCAGGACAGCGGGGGCCGAUCCGGAGGAUGUUGUUGAUAGAGUGCUUCAGGCGAAGCAUUUUGAGUACCUUUGA